GGCACACAGCUCCACAGGUAGGUCUCCGUCACAGUGCCACGAUAUUCUCCCUCCGUCCCACGCCAACAGCUCGUCCUCUCCGUCUGCUUGAUUCUGCUCUAGCCUCAGACCGGCCGUCGCUCUAAAAAGAUCAUUACGCACACAAUCUGCUGGUACCUGUAUGCUGCAAUCCUACCCUGCCUUGUCUUUUUGCAUCACCUAAGAAUGCCCCCCCCCCCCCCCCCCCUCCCCCCCAACGGCCAUCGCUGUUGUCCUACUUCGCCAGCGAUGAGCACCGCCUGGUAUUCGCUCCCCUUGCUGUGCGAAACCGUGUGCCCAAACCUUGACGUAACUCGUAGAUUUGGACAGCGCAAUUACUUAAGCUAUUUGUAUUCGGAUCUGAUCCAACCCUGGUGGUCAGCUGGACUCAUCGCCCAUGGAGCACACUAAGUCAGGCCCCAGCAGUUGGCCAGAACUGGCCGACGUGGUGCCGGUGCCGCAGGACGAUGGGCCUAGCCCUGUGGUGUCCAUCGCCUAUCGAGAUGACUUUCGUGAGGUCAUGGAUUACUUCCGCGCCCUCUACCUCACCGGUGAGCGAAGCCCUCGCGCUCUCCGCCUCACCGCCGAGGCCAUCGAGCUCAACCCCGGCAACUACACUGUCUGGCAUUUCCGGCGCCUUAUUCUGGAGUCACUAGAUUUUGAUUUACUAGAGGAGAUGAAAUUUGUCGAAAAAAUUGCUGAAUGCAAUCCAAAAAAUUACCAAAUCUGGCACCAUAAGAGAUGGCUUGCUGAGAAAUUAGGACCUGGUAUUGCAAACAAAGAGCAUGAAUUCACAAUGAAGAUACUUGCUAUUGAUGCAAAAAAUUAUCAUGCUUGGUCUCAUAGGCAGUGGGUUCUUCAAGCGUUGGGGGGAUGGGAGACUGAAUUAGAAUACUGUGACCACUUACUUAAGGAAGACGUCUUCAAUAAUUCAGCUUGGAAUCAGAGAUACUUUGUUAUAACAAGAUCACCAUUUCUUGGUGGCCUUGCGGCAAUGCGUGAUUCAGAAGUAGACUACACAAUUGAAGCUAUUCUAGCAAACGCUCAGAAUGAAAGCCCCUGGAGGUACCUCAAGGGUCUAUACAAGGGUGAGAAUAACCUGCUAGUAGAGGACGAGCGCAUCUCUGCUGUUUGUUUCAAGGUCCUGAAGAAUGAUUGGACUUGUGUAUUUGCUUUGAGUUUGCUGCUCGAUCUUCUCUGCACUGGUUUGCAGCCUUCAGAUGAACUUAGGUCCACUCUUGAAACAAUAAGGAGCUCCCAUCCUGAAACCGCGGAUGAUGAUCCUGCAGCCGCUGUUUGCUGUAUCCUGCAGAAAUGUGAUCCCCUGCGGGUAAAUUAUUGGUCUUGGUUCAAGGACACUCUUUCUCAGAUCUCAUGACUUCACAUGGGUUCACCCCUUGUCCGCGCUGGUCCGGGCUCUGUGAGAUAGACAUGUUUUAGAUAGUUUCAUUGGACACCCAAACAGAGCGGACAGAGUGUAUGGCUGCUACCUUCUCCGUGACUGAAAGCAGUGCUUGUAACGAUUUUGUUUAGUAAAAUUUGUGAGUGUUACUGCUCCAAACAACACCUUAUGCAACCAUAUUUGAAUAUUUCACAUGUAAGCUUGAAUCCAGGUGUGUUUGUUAAUGUAUUACAAUUGCCAUGGGAGCCUAAAUGAGACCCAUAAUCA
Zea mays is the source of this 1687-nucleotide messenger RNA. RefSeq names its product protein farnesyltransferase/geranylgeranyltransferase type I alphasubunit. Gene Ontology annotation, biological process: protein geranylgeranylation; protein farnesylation. The transcript is spliced from 6 exons. Bases 416 to 1396 code for a protein of 326 amino acids. The record is from RefSeq and is a predicted model, not a curated record. Gene Ontology annotation, cellular component: CAAX-protein geranylgeranyltransferase complex; protein farnesyltransferase complex; cytoplasm. Lineage: Eukaryota; Viridiplantae; Streptophyta; Magnoliopsida; Poales; Poaceae. Gene Ontology annotation, molecular function: CAAX-protein geranylgeranyltransferase activity; protein farnesyltransferase activity.